This is a messenger RNA of Lactuca saligna, 372 nucleotides long. NCBI's taxonomy places the organism in Eukaryota, Viridiplantae, Streptophyta, Magnoliopsida, Asterales, Asteraceae. The record is from the annotation of a GenBank genome assembly.
AUGCGGCGGCCGGAAACUUCGACACCGCUAUCUAGUUGCUCAGCCGCCAGCUUGGCAUUCACAUUGUUGAAAUCAUUGUUUCUUGAUCUUCACAUGGAGAGUCAUGCUUUCUUGCGUGCUUUCUCUUUGGCUCCAUUGAUCUCAUUGGCUAUUGAGCUUGGCUGGACGCUCUCAGAACUUACUUCUGCUACCAAAGAAGAAGCCUCCUUCCUCGAAUCGCACAACUUCGAUCUCGAUUCCGCCGUCUCCACCUUCUUCGAAGAAGCCCUAGGGCUUCAUCUUCAUACGAGAAUUGAUCUUGCUUUCGUUGGUUCACGGAGCGCCAGAGAUUCCUCGCCUUGGGAUCUACGUUUACGAGCGAUGGUGGUUUAG